Messenger RNA from Seriola aureovittata, 10550 nucleotides. RefSeq names its product E3 ubiquitin-protein ligase HECW1. Bases 210 to 5210 code for a protein of 1666 amino acids. The record is from RefSeq and is a predicted model, not a curated record. The transcript is spliced from 30 exons. NCBI's taxonomy places the organism in Eukaryota, Metazoa, Chordata, Actinopteri, Carangiformes, Carangidae. Gene Ontology annotation, biological process: regulation of dendrite morphogenesis. Gene Ontology annotation, molecular function: ubiquitin-protein transferase activity; protein binding.
GGAGCUUCUCUCGCUCUCUCGCCUCAUCGGCCUUUGAUUCGCUGCGCCGUUUGUUUGUGUUCCUCUUUGCCCUUUAACCGUCGAAAUGGAGCUCGGUGGGAAUUAGCAGGAGUGCACCUCGUCGAGCUCUCGCCCUCACCUUUGGAGAAUGAUCCACCGGCAGAUAAUUUUGUCCCAGGUUUUGGUCUGCUUUGGGUUGACUGGUCAUUAUGCUGAUGCAGCUCUGUAGUUUCAAGAACUUGUACCAGAAUCGGUUCCUGGCCCUGGCAGCCAUGGCCUCCCCAACCCGCAGCAGCCAGACCCGCCAGCGCUGUAAGGAUGCGGCUCGUCACAGCUACGGCCCAGACUCCUACGCUGUCAACGGUCUGAACCAGGAGGCCUUCAUGCUGGGGCUGUCGCGGUCCACCAGUGACACUGAUCUGGUCUCCCCAGACGCCCGCUCCACCCUCACCAUCAGCUCCUCCCAUUACACCAUCGGCCAGUCUGAAGACCUGGUGAUCACAUGGGACAUCAAGGAGGAAGUGGAUGCCGGAGACUGGAUCGGAAUGUAUCAUGUUGAUGAGGCUUUGUCUGAGAACUUUCUGGACUACAAGAACCGAGGAAUCAACGGUUCUCACAAGGGACAGAUCGUUUGGAAAAUUGACUGCAGCUCUCACUUCAGUGAAUCUGAGACCCAGGUGUGCUUCAGAUACUACCACGGUGUUACCGGAGCACUGAGGGCCACGACGCCCACCGUAACCAUCAAGAAGGGCCCUGCACCCGUAUUAAAACCAGUGGUUAGUCCUGAAGUCAACCAUGGACUGGGCAACAGGAGACUUAUUAACUUUUCCCUGUCAGACCUCCAGGCAGUUGGUCUGAAGAAGGGGAUGUUCUUCAAUCCUGACCCGUACCUGAAGCUCUCCAUCCAGCCUGGAAAACACAGCAUCUUCCCCUCGCUGCCGCACCACGGCCAGGAGAAACGCUCCGGGGUGGUGUGCAACACAGUCAACCCGCAGUGGAGCACAGAGAGGUUUACCUUUGUGUCUCUGCCCACCGACGUCCUGGAGAUCGAGGUGAAGGACAAGUUUGCCAAGAGUCGUCCGAUCAUCAAGCGCUUCCUGGGGAAGCUCUCUGUCCCCGUCCAGAGGCUCCUGGAAAAACACGCCAUUGGGGAUCGGGUGGUGAGUUAUUCUCUGGGUCGCAGGUUGCCGACAGAUCACGUCUGCGGUCAGCUGCAGUUCCGCUUUGAGCUGACCUCCUCCAUCCACCCAGAUGAUGAGGAGGUCUCCCUGGUCGUAGAGCCGGCCGCUCCUGACGGCGGCGACGCAGCAGAAGUCAACCACGCUAAUGAGGCGCCUGAUGACGACACUCUGAGUGUGGGUCCUGACAUGCCCGACCUCCCCUUGGACGCCCCUCCUGACCCUGAGACCUGCGAGCCUCCUGCCUCCACAGCUGAGGAGGCCCCACCUGCUGCUGUUGAGGAGGGGGAGGGAGAGGAGGUGGAGGAGGUGGAGGCAUCAUCAGGGGCGGAGCCUGGAGCCGUGGAGGAGGAGAACACAGUGAGGGAGGAGCCAGCGUCUGCAGGGCCCCAGGUGGAGCAGGAGGAGGGGGCCACAGCUCAACCGCAGGAGGAGAGCAGUGGAGUGGAGGAGGCUGAGGGAGGAAAGGAGGAAAGACAGCAGGAGGAAGGAGAGGAGGCGCAGAGAGAGGAGUCUGCACCCCAGGCUGAGGAGAUAACAGAAGAAGAAAAGGAGGCUGGGGAGGAAACUCAGCCAAAGCCGGACUCUGACAGUCCUGUAGCCGUAACAACAAACGACGGGGCCCCGACUGCAGAGGCCCCCACAGAGGAAAACACCACAUCCCCGGAGGCUCCUGUAGAACCCGCUGAAGGUGCCCCGCAGGAGGUGACGGAGGGAGGAGAGAGAAGCUCCGCCCCCUGCGCUUGCCAGUCUCUCUUCUCAAACUACAACUCCCACGCUCCCUCACGCCGCAAAAACCGCCCCUGCUCGCUCCCGGUGUCGGAGCUGGAGACGGUGAUCGCCUCAGCCUGCGGCGAGCCGGAGACGCCGCGGUCCCACUACAUCCGCAUCCACCACCUCCUGCACAGCCUCCCCUCGGCCCAACAGAGACCUCCCAGCCAGGAGGAGGAAGAGGCCGGGGACGGAGAGAAUACGAACACCACUGAGGACACCUCCUCCACAUCACCGACGCUGAAAACCUCCAAAGACAGAGAAGAGGAGGGGCAGGAGGACGAGGAAGAGGAGGACACAACCCAGUCUCCCUCUCAGGUCCCGGAGUGUCCGGGUCCCUGCUGCCGUCGCUCUCUACCCCGCAGCCUCUCCAUCGAACGCCUCUCUGAGCUGAACCAGCUCUUGGAAGGCGAAGGAGGACACGCGGCUGUGAGGCGGAUCUCCCCCUCCUGCCUGGAGAGCGAAGAGGGCGACUCCAGUAACGGAGGAGGAAGAAGAGUUGGCGGGGGCACCCACAGACCUCCGGUUGAAAACGAGUGUGAGUUUUGCGACACUUCCUGCUACAGCACCUCCUGCUACAGCACUUCCUGUUACAGCACGUCGUGCUACAGCAACUCUGGCUACGAGGGGCGGAGCCGCUUCUGCAGCCACACCCGCCUCUCCUCGGUGGACAGCAACAGACUCUCCGGCAGCACCGUGUUCUCCUCCCAGGACGAAGACGAUGACGAGGAGAGCGCCUUUGAGCCGGUGAUCGAUGCCGGCAACACGCCGGAGGGCCAGGAGGUGGGCGGGGCAGGAGGAGAGAGGAGGACGGGGAGGCGGAAGGAAGCCAGGAGGGGAGAGCAGGGGGAGCCAGCUGUGGCCGGGCCCAGCGACAGGAACAGCAUCGGCUCAGGCUUCUCCCCUCCUGUUGGCCAUCUUCCAGUCCUGCGACCCAGCCAUGACCUAAACCAUUUUCCUGCUGCCACUGACCAAGCCUUACCUCCAAACUGGGAAGCUCGUAUCGACAGCCACGGCCGAGUUUUCUACGUGGACCACGUCAACAGGACGACGACCUGGCAGAGGCCGAGCCACGGCGGCAAGUGUAACCACGGCAUCCCGCGCUCAGGGUCCACCCAGCAGAUGGAACAACUCAACAGGAGGUACCAGAGCAUCCAGAGGACCAUGGCCACCGAGGAGGAGGGAGGGGGUCCAAGGUUAGAGCGGAGCAGCAGCACAGAGACGGAUUCUGAGCCUGCGCCGACAGGCCCCGCCUCUCCUGUCAGUCACCAGAAGAUCAGCCACCUCCUCCAAUCACCUGCUGUCAAGUUCAUCACACACCCAGAGUUCUUCACUGUGUUGCACAGUAACUAUGCAGCCUACCGGAUGUUCACCAGCAGCAGCUGUGUCAAACACAUGAUACUGAAGGUGCGUCGCGACGCCAGGAACUUCGAGCGCUACCAACACAACCGGGACCUGGUGGUUUUCCUCAACAAGUUCGCGGACACCCAGCUGGAGCUGCCGAGGGGCUGGGAGAUCAAGACUGACCCCCAGGGCAAGUCGUUCUUCGUGGACCACAACAGUCGAGCAACGACCUUCAUCGACCCUCGGAUCCCGCUGCAGAACGGCCGGCUGCCUGGACACCUCGCCCACAGACAACACCUGCAGAGACUACGCAGCUACAGCGCAGGCGAGGCGUCUGACGUGUCCAGGAGUCGUGGAGCUUCUCUGAUGGCCCGGCCUGGAAACAGUCUGGUGGCCGCCAUCCGAAGCCAACAUCACGGUGACUCACAGCAAGGGAACGCUCCAUCUUACAAUGACAAGAUCGUGGCAUUCCUCCGACAGCCCAACAUCUUUGACAUGUUGCAGGAGCGACAGCCGAGCCUGAGCAGAAACCAUGCCCUCAGGGAGAAGAUCCACUACAUCCGGACUGAAGGUACCCAGGGGGUGGAGAAGCUGUCGUGUGACGCAGACCUGGUCAUCCUGUUGAGUUUAUUUGAAGAAGAAAUCAUGUCCUACGUUCCACCUCACCCCAUCCACCCCGGCUUCAGCUUCUCUCCUCGCUGUUCGCCCGCCUCCUCACCACAGAACUCCCCUGGCCUGCAGAGGGCCCGGGCCCCGGCUCCUUACCGCAGAGACUUUGAGGCCAAACUAAGGAACUUCUACAGGAAGUUGGAGGCGAAGGGCUACGGCCAAGGACCGGGCAAGAUCAAGCUGCUCAUCAGGAGAGAACACCUGCUGGAGGGAACCUUCAACCAGGUGAUGGCGUACUCCCGCAAAGAACUGCAGAGGAACAAACUCUACGUCACCUUCCUGGGGGAGGAGGGGUUGGAUUACAGCGGCCCGUCCAGAGAGUUCUUCUUCCUCUUGUCUCAGGAGCUCUUUAACCCGUACUACGGCCUGUUCGAAUACUCGGCCAACGACACGUACACUGUUCAAAUCAGCCCCAUGUCGGCGUUCGUAGAGAACCAUCUGGAAUGGUUCCGGUUCAGCGGUCGUAUCCUGGGCCUGGCUUUGAUUCAUCAGUACCUGCUGGAUGCUUUCUUCACCAGACCGUUCUACAAGGCCCUGCUCAGACUGCCGACAGACCUGUCUGACCUGGAGUAUCUGGACGAGGAGUUCCACCAGUCGCUGCAGUGGAUGAAAGACAACGACAUCACCGACAUCCUGGACCUCACCUUCACCGUCAACGAGGAAGUCUUUGGCCAGGUGACGGAGCGGGAGUUGAAGUCGGGUGGUUCCAACCUGCAGGUGACUGAGAAGAACAAGAAGGAUUACAUCGAGCGAAUGGCCAAGUGGCGGGUGGAGAGAGGGGUGGUGCAGCAGACGGAGGCUCUGGUCCGAGGCUUCUACGAGGUGGUGGACUCCAGGCUGGUGUCCGUGUUCGAUGCUCGGGAGCUGGAGCUGGUGAUCGCUGGGACAGUGGAGAUCGACCUCGGUGACUGGAGGAGCAACACCGAGUACAGAGGAGGUUACCAUGACGGCCACAUAGUGAUGCGUUGGUUCUGGGCCGCCGUGGAGCGCUUCAACAACGAGCAGCGUCUCCGCCUGCUGCAGUUUGUCACGGGGACGUCCAGCGUUCCCUACGAAGGCUUCGCCGCCCUGCGAGGCUCCAACGGCCUCCGACGCUUCUGCAUCGAGAAGUGGGGCAAAGUCACAUCACUACCCAGGGCUCAUACCUGCUUUAACCGCCUGGACCUGCCUCCAUACCCUUCAUACACCAUGCUGUAUGAGAAACUGCUGAUCGCCGUGGAGGAAACCAGCACAUUUGGCCUGGAGUGAGACGGAUCACCGCUGCAUCCCUCUCAGUGAAACGGUGGCUGGGCCGAAACGCAAAAGGAAAGGAAAAAAAAAAGAACAGCUCUUGUGAGCUCCUGACGUCGCAAAGAAACCUGGAUUCUACUCGGCAACGUUUCUGGUCACGUGGACAAACUGUAUGUACGUGACCACGUGGGGAAGUUCAUGACAGCACCCGGCACUUAGUGCACCACAGCAGGACAGCAGUUAUUUUUAUAUUAAUUAUCAAGACUGGAGACGAUGAAACACUAGACUGGCUUUUUAAAAAAAAGAUUAGAAUUAUAUAUAUGGUAUGAACAUACCUGAAGAAAGGGUAUGUAAGAUGGAAACAAGAUCAUUUAUAGUUGCAUGCACCAAAAUGCAUCAUCCAUCCAAUAAUAAAAAAACCUAUGGUCAUAAAAAUCCUUACAAAAACUAACAGUAACAGAUUAAUAGAAAUGUACAGAAAGAGCACCGAAAACAAGAAGAUCUAAGACGUUAGUAUGACAAUGAAAUACUUGAGAAAUUUAUCCUCAAAAUUUGAAUCAACAGAAAAGAUUUAAGUAAUAAAGUUAUAAAUUAUAAAACCUAUAGUGUGAUUAUAUAGAGUAACAACAAAGAUAAGAGAAGCUCUAACAGAAGCAGGUUUGACACAUCCAAAUGUUGACUUAUCUUUUCUGUGAAUUCAAACUUGAACACUAACAAUCCUGCACACAGAUUCUCAGGUGGUUUACUGCUCGUAUACGUUCAGAUGAAUCUAUAAAUGUGGCUUUAAAGAAUUGGUUCAAAGUAUAUUAUGCAAAUUAAAAAACCACUCGUCGGAUGGACGUUAGGUCUCGUAGCCCAGAUGCUAAAGGAACAAUCAUGUCUGGUUUUUCAUCUGGAGAGCCGACAAGGAUCAUUAUGUAUUUUACCUGGACGUUGGCGGGCCGACAGGAUCCCGCCUUAGGGGCUGAGACUGGGAUGUGAAGAAAUGCAGUGCUUCAAGCUUCAAGGCCUUAGGGGUGAUGAGUAGACCCUUACAAUCAAAUCUAAAAUUAGAGCCAGUGUCAAAACACACGACAAAAAUAAAUCAGAGCCGCAGAAGUCAUAGAAACAGGUUUUUCAGACCACUUGGCAUCUGGAUUUAAAUUGAAGAAAUGAAUCCUGCACAAGAUCAGAUGGAUGGAGGUCAGAUAUUAGAUACAUCUGCAGAGAGUCAAGCCCAAAAGUGAGAAACUGAUUAUGAUAAGGUGACGCAAAUGAUCUACUGAUAAGACCAGGACCACUGAAGGGACGUGUCCAUGUCAAUAACAGUUAAGCCAUCUGUAAACAGCUUCUGUUAUCCUCUCGGUUAACUAUAGCAAUUCAGAGUCAAUAAUUGGAGCUCCUCAGUGACGAGCAGAGGCGCCAGAGAAGUGCUGAAAGUCAGAAUGUGCUGAGAAAAAGGAGGAAGCUGGGGAAGAGUAACACAUGACUCCUUCAUACACACCUGACCUUUAGUCUAAUUCAGAUCCAGUCCACUGACAGCAAAUGGGUCUAAUGGGUAUUUACAGACUCUGCAACCACUACAGUACUUAAUCCAGUCCUGAAACUCGAGACGUAUCGGUAUCGUUCAGGAACAGCUAGAUCUCUCCGAGGCAGGCAGCACCUGGACACAAACGGCUCAUCAACAGUCCCUCCAAACCUUCUUGCUCUGCGAGGCUUUCAAAAGCAGAGACGAUGAUGUCAUGUCUCCUCUAUCAAAGUAGCCAUCAAUACCAACACAAGGGCUUCUGGGAUUCCCUCUGUGGAGACCAAGCAAGCAGGUAGUUCACGAGUCUUUGGCGACAAAGAAGUGGGCGCUCCAGCUGUGUAAAAGGGGCGGGGCUGGAGUGUCAGCGUCUCUGGUCCUGCUGUUUGAAUGGGAGCAUCUUCUCUUAUUCAAGUCUUCCACUGAUGAACUUCUUCUCUCUGUCUGUGAACCAUCACCUUAGCGUUGCUCUGUGCACGGAGCCGGUUCUCCAGUAUCUGAACCUUUACUGUUUCAAACAACGUGACUGGUGCAAAGCAGCAUCGUGGGUCUUCAAGGGCUUCAUCAGACCGGGGUCCUGAACCGAUCCGGCCCUGCUGCAUGAACUUGUGAUGUGGACAGAGGCCCUUGGAUGAACCACUGUAACAUAUGCAAUAGUUAAGACCUUAACUUAAAUCUGUCCCUCAGUCUGCCAUGUUCUCUCCCACAGUGACUGACUGCAGCGUUCCCUCAGCGUUCCCGACCCUUGUCUACAUCUCUAGUCCAGUAAUGAAACUGUGCCUCAGUUACUUACUGCCUCAUACGUGGCCUGUGGUUUUUGUGGGGCUUGGUGAUUCGUAUUUGAGCCUCACAUGAGAGUUCAGAUAUUUGCAUCGGUUCUUUUUGCAUGUUCUGCUCGUGUGGACGUGAGUUUCCUGUCACACAAGUCUGGUUUACUGGAAACUCUGAUACCCAACUCACACUCAGCCGCCUCAUGCGUCUUCAUGGGCACAUCUGCUGUCUAAUUUUAAAAAAAGCCAAGUGCAACUGCAACCAGAAGUCUGACACAUUUUAGCCAGAAAAGGUGUAAAAGCUUUCAUCUCUCAAAACAUUAUUUUUACUCCUUUCAAUGUAACGAUGCAGUUUGUCUUUGCAAACAUUGAAUGAGCUGUAAGAUUAAAGGGAAACUCCAAUGGUUUCACACAGCGUGUUUCCAGGUGUUGCAAAUAUGAAAUAAGUUGUAUAAAGCCUUUUGUAUCUCCAGACGGAGCUGUGGAAGUCUGACUUAAGUCCUACGAGUUUUAGAAUGAAAACAAUCAGAGGGCGUGGAGUUAGAAGUGAGCUUGAGGCUAAAGGCUCCAGGCUACAUUAGCCUCUAUUAGCAUUACAGACAGUUACAAGGUAAAAACAAACAAAAAGAACGAAAAAUGUGGGGAAUAAAAAAGACGAUAUCUCUGGUCCUGCUUAUUUGUUGUCCGUUCAUGCGACUCGUCCACAUGUCUGUGUUUUAAACUACCUAGCUAAACCAUUUUUAGCUAAAGUUAUAGCUGUCCUGGAGCGGGUUGCACCAGCUGUUCGUAGAUGUUCAAACUUAGAGCAAGUGUUCACAAAGUCCGUGACUGAAAUAAAACUGAUUCCACCACAUGAACUAGCUCCUACGUAGCCAUUAGCGUACAUCUGCUAACUGUCAGGUGUAACAGUUGUAGUUAUCUGAACCAAAUGAUUAGCUAAUAUCUGAGCCAUUUAGAGUGAAAGGUGAAACUUGACAACCUGAAACUUGAUAAAUGCUGUUUUAUAAUGUCAUGCCUGACGAUUUUAAAUUGCAUUUCACAAAAAUAACACAAUAUACCUCAACUUACAAAGCAUUUUACUAAAAUUAGUAGAUAAUGUAAGUUAGGUUAGCACUCACUAUAAAAUGUACCCUGGAACAGAGAGAAGCAGAAAGAAAGAAACAAUCACUUUUAGAAGUUAUACAAUGACUUCCUGUUUACAUUGUUGAUGGCUCCUGACUGGCUAGUGCUACAGAUGUUUCCUAGCAACAGGUUCACACAAUACUAAAGUCUGUACUAGCUAACAUGGCGCAUCCCAAUUUAGUAAAUCACUAGUUAGAAAUUUAGCUACUGAGAACUUAUGAAGCACUUUCUGUUCUAACUUUGUAAUGGUUUAUGAAGAGCUGGUACAGUCCUGGACCGGACGUGGACCCACCCCCCGCUGGAACCUUUCCCUAAACUUAACCUAGUUCUUUAGGUACCUAACUCUAACCACACUGUAACCACAGUUUAUUUGCCGUGACAAAAGUCUUUCUCUAAACUUAAACAGACCGUAUUUAUACAGAACGAGAGUAAAGACAUGACACUCUUUAAAUAUCAAGUGUAAACGGGGCCUUAAUUGCACCAGGGUAGAGUUUGUUUGUUAGCCCUGGAAGAAAUUGGCAACUUCUAUUUCUAGAUUGCUUGUUCUCCACCCAAGGCAUGCUGGGAUAGGCUCCACCCCCUUACCCCCUGACCCUUCAUAGGAUAAACGGGUGUAAGGAACAAAUGGAUGAGACCUCUGGAAGUUUUUCAGACACAUUGAGAGAAAUUGGCCUCAGCUGAACGUCUGUGAACUCGUGCUUCUUUGUUCCCCACAUGAUGUGAUAAAAUUAUUUUCUUUCUUUCUUUCUUUUCUUCACCUAAAUUGUGCUUAAUUUUUUCAGUAGCUACAGAAACGAUCAAACUGGGGUAAUAAGUCACAACGACAGCAGCAGAAACGCAGGAUUUUUCCGUUUACAGUAAAGACCAUGGUAUGAACAAAUGCAUUUGAGAAUGAAUUUGAUCAGAGCCACAUAUAACUGUGGUAAACUCACUGUACCGGCAGUCGGAUCAUUAGUACUGCAUUCAUCCUCAGCAGUGGCGAGGCCUUAUCCACGCAUCUCUACAACCAAGAGGACAAGGCUGUGAUUAUGUUGCAUUCCCUGUCUUGUUUUUCUUUUCUACAAUCUUUUGUACUGUUAUUUAUACUGUAUUGUAAUUAUAAGUAAAGGGAAGAUCUGAAGCUUUCCUUGAAUGUUUUGUUUGUUUGCUGUUUUAUGAUGAUGUGAUGAGAAGCAUCGGUCGAAGAGUUUGCCUUCACUUUUGAAGCCUUUGUGUUUUUAUUUCGUAUCUUUUCUAUUACCUGUUAAGCUAGCUCUUUAUCAGUCGCUACUGUUUAGUUUCCGUUCAGCUCGCACAGACAGAUGUCUGACUGUGUCAUACAUUUCAGAGCCUCAUGUAUUCAGAGUAACCUGUGCAUUGAGCAACAAAUCACAUGCAUAAAAAGUGGGUGUAAUUUGUUGAAAACGUAGAGACAGUGUACAGAAGUCUUGCUUUGAUUAGGUUUAUAUGUUAAAUACAUGCAUUGUAGAUCUUGAACACAAAUAAUGGUUACAAACACUCCAAUAACACUGAUUCUGUAUGUAAGUGCACUGAUUGAAGCUAUUAUAGAAAUAUUUAAAUAAGCUUUUGGAGAAGUAAAGGGUCAUGGGAUGUCUAUAGAAAGGUAAGGUGGUGGAAAAUUGUAGCGGCAGUUUGGUAUUUGUGUCUUUUCAAACUAUUUAUUUGUCCAUUUUCAUUUUAAAAAAGGGAAUUUAACAAAAGGGAAAACGUGACUGACUGAAUGGAUGCUGGCAAAUUUGAAGCAUGCAUAUUUUUAUUUUUGUUUUUUGUUUUGUUUUGUGUGUGUGUGUGUGUGUGUAUGUGUGUGUGUCUGGGUGUGUGUAUUCUACACAUAUGUACAUAAUGUUGGAAAGUACAGCUCUGUUUUUGUCUGAGAACGGGUUGCUAAAUACUCAGGCUGUGCUAAUGCUCCACCGUACCAUACAACUGUUUAUGAAUCUCAAUAAAAAGGUCACUUUGUUA